This is a messenger RNA of Arachis stenosperma, 1859 nucleotides long. Its product is annotated as AP-2 complex subunit mu. Gene Ontology annotation, biological process: intracellular protein transport; endocytosis. The coding region runs from base 214 to 1530 and encodes 438 amino acids. Gene Ontology annotation, cellular component: clathrin adaptor complex; cytoplasmic vesicle. Lineage: Eukaryota; Viridiplantae; Streptophyta; Magnoliopsida; Fabales; Fabaceae. The record is from RefSeq and is a predicted model, not a curated record. The transcript has 13 exons.
CCGCAUUCUUUUCUACUCAAAUUCUGUAUUGUCAAUUCUCUCAUGCCCUCCCCCUUUCUUUUCUUCUUCUUCUUCUUCUACUACUACUGUCUCCCUCGGAACCCAACCCAAAUUUAAUCAGUAACGAGCAUUCAGGUGGUUGCUGCUCCUUCUGGUAACCGCAGAUCUGCGGCGGAAUCACCCGUUUCCAAUUGAGAUCUCCGUCGAUCCCAGAUGCCGGUGGCUGCUUCCGCCGUCUACUUUCUCAACCUCCGUGGUGACGUUCUCAUUAAUCGCCUCUACCGCGACGAUGUCGGGGGAAACAUGGUGGAUGCCUUCCGGACCCAUAUUAUGCAAACGAAGGAGCUCGGUACUUGUCCUGUGAGGCAGAUUGGUGGUUGCUCCUUCUUUUACAUGAGGAUCAGCAAUGUCUAUAUUGUCAUUGUAGUCAGCACCAAUGCUAAUGUUGCUUGCGCUUUCAAGUUCGUCGUUGAGGCUGUUGCACUGUUCAAAUCAUACUUUGGUGGUGCUUUUGAUGAGGAUGCUAUUCGCAAUAAUUUUGUACUCAUUUAUGAGCUUCUAGAUGAAAUUAUGGACUUCGGUUACCCACAAAAUCUUUCAGCAGAGAUCUUAAAACUUUAUAUCACUCAGGAAGGAGUGCGAUCCCCGUUUUCGUCCAAGCCCGCAGAUAAACCUGUUCCAAAUGCUACUUUACAAGUUACUGGGGCUGUUGGUUGGCGGAGAGAAGGUCUUGUCUACAAAAAGAAUGAGGUCUUUCUAGAUAUUGUGGAAAGUGUAAAUCUUCUUAUGUCUUCAAAAGGUAGUGUUCUGCGUUGUGAUGUCACGGGGAAGAUUCUCAUGAAAUGCUUUCUUUCUGGAAUGCCUGAUUUAAAGUUGGGUUUGAAUGAUAAGAUUGGUCUUGAGAAAGAGUCACAACUUAAAUCCCGCCCCACUAAAAGUGGUAAAACUAUUGAGCUUGAUGAUGUCACCUUCCACCAGUGUGUAAAUUUGACAAGGUUCAACUCGGAGAAGACUGUUAGUUUUGUGCCACCUGAUGGUGAAUUUGAACUAAUGAAGUAUCGUAUCACUGAGGGAGUCAAUCUUCCCUUUAAAGUACUGCCAACCAUCAAGGAACUUGGUCGAACAAGGAUGGAAGUGAAUGUUAAGGUAAAGAGUACUUUUAUUGAAAAGUUGUUUGCACUUGGGGUUGUAGUAAAAAUUCCCGUGCCAAAACAAACUGCAAAGACAAGUUUCACAGUAACAUCUGGCCGUGCCAAAUACAAUGCAUCUAUUGAUUCUUUGGUUUGGAAGAUUAGGAAGUUUCCAGGGCAAACUGAGGCAACCUUGAGUGCCGAAGUUGAACUUAUUUCCACAAUGACAGAAAAGAAAUCUUGGACUAGGCCACCAAUUCAGAUGGAGUUUCAGGUUCCAAUGUUCACAGCAUCUGGUUUACGAGUUCGUUUUCUGAAGGUGUGGGAGAAGAGUGGUUACAAUACUGUUGAGUGGGUUCGUUAUAUUACAAAAGCAGGAUCAUACGAGAUUAGGUGCUAGAUGAUACACUGGGAUUGCUAGAUGGAGAAUAAUGCAAUCCCAUCAAGCUUGUUAUCCAAUUGUUAUUGCAUAGGGAGUUCUUUAUGAAAAAGAUUGAAGGUUCACGCCGUUCUCAUCGUAUAGUGUGCUCUCCCCUGUCAAUAUGAAUCUUUGCGUGUUAAGUAUGAGUUUCAACAAUUUAGUUGCAAAGACCAGCUUGUUAUUGGGACCUUAAAUUGAUUCGUUCUCGCAUGUAUACACUGUAUUUUGCCCUGGGUUCUGAUCCGUUAUAGACUUGAAUUGUUGUAGUGAUAAUGUAUUUUAAUGUUAUUGAGUGCCGAUUCUUUGAA